UCCGCUGCGACCACUUCGACAUCACCUUGCCCCUGCUGUUGGAACUCCAACUUCUUUAUAAGCCCAACCAACAACCAUCAAUCUCUUCCCGACUCGGUUUUCACAACCACCAACAUCCACACGACAUAUCAUAUAACCACACAACACAGACAAACACCAUGUCGCAACACCCACGAGGGCGCGAAGAGCGCAUGAUCCACCAGGAUUACAUCGCCAGAAUCCGAUAUUCCAAUGCUCUACCACCCCCGCCUAAUCCGCCCAAGCUGCUCAACAUCCCCAGCACGGGUCUAUCGAGCGGCCAAUAUACCAAUCCUGGCUUUGCUUCGCGGCUUGCGCGUGAGCAGCCCCUAAAUAUCGAGGUUGAUGCCGAGCUCGGUAUGCCUCUAGACCUGGUCGGCAUGCCAGGUGUCUUUGACGGCAACGAGGAUGCCAUCUCCGCACAGAACCCUCCGCCACCUAUUCAUCCACACGAUCGUCUUCUCCUCAGACCACUCAACACACUCGGCAAGCCCAAGAUCGGCACCGAGUCGGUAUCUUUCCUCCGCCGCACCGAAUAUAUCGCCUCAGUACAAGUCAAGAGGGACAAUGUCUUCCUCAACAACCGCUCUUCCAACUCCAACAAGGACAACGCCCUCAAGCGACCUCAGAAACGCAAGGCCUCCCCCGAACCUGACAAGGGCACUCCCGCCUGGAUCCGUCGCCGUAUUGAGAAGAGCUUCGAUAUCGCCGCAGCCAACCUGGCCGACAAGACCAAGAUCAAGCACCCGACCAAGCGCAACGUCAAAUGCAUCGAUGCUUUCCCUCUACUCCCCGAUACCACGGCGUUCCCCGAUUCUGGUGCUUAUGUGACGGUCAAGUUCACCACCAACCCCGUCAACUCGAGCGACAAGUAUGACCCUCGUAUGCUUGCGGGCAUCUUGAAGCCCAUUGAGCGGAGUGAGGCCGAAGAACAAGCCUUCCAGCUGGCGCAAGAGCUACACAACGAAGAUCCACAGAACCACCCUGCUCCUAGUUCCAUGAUGAACUACAACCUCUUCCUUCCCUCGGAUGCCAAGGAAAGCAAUCUUUUCCGCGCGAGAUUCGACGUCGACAACCCGGACCGCGACUCCGAGGGCCUAUACUCACACAAAGACGGCAAGGGCCCGCACUUUGUGUUCCCCCGCCUGCGCCCCUAUGAAACCUCGGCCGAAACCGAGUACGAUCACGACACGAAAUACAACGGCGAAGUUAUUCUGGCCUUCCGCGACGACGUGGGAGAGGGCGACAGCACCACCGAUCAGAGGGGCAUGUACUACUACCCCAUCAUGCAGCGCAGCACCCUCCGGAACCAGCGCACUCGCAACAUUGCGCGUACGAUAGGCAAUGGUGCCGACGACAGCGAGAGGUUCCCUGACGAGUUGCACGUAACGAUCGAUGAGCCGCAUGAGGGUCUCAAGGCUGAUAUCAAGCAAUUCGAGCUUAACCCGAUCGGAUACUCUGGUGUCAGCGAGGAGUACCAAGAGGAGCAGCAGGAGGGGCAACCGGAGCAGCGUCACGAAGAGGAGGAUGAUAGGCGAAAUGAGAGAGGUGCUUCCGAGGGAGCGGAUAGUCCCCGCCGCCACACGGAUGACGAGGACGAGUACUAGACGGCUCGUCACUAUCAUCUUCUUGGCCGUUCCGUUGACCUCCCCGACUUCUCCGAACGUUCUGGGCUUUGUAUGAUGUCCGAUCCAAUUAUACCAACUGGGUCUCCCUUAUCUGAUCAUUCACAUACACGCUCUGAACCUGCAUGUCUUGCGUCUUCACCUUGCCCUGAUGAAUUAUUCAGCCUGCCGUUACACGACAGUUCCGAGGCCGAGGAGAUGACCAUGAGCGACUGGGAAGCGGAGAUUCGGUGGAGAAAAAGUCAAAAGAGAGAGACGAGU
Messenger RNA from Neurospora tetraspora, 1904 nucleotides. RefSeq names its product RNA polymerase II-associated. Gene Ontology annotation, molecular function: chromatin binding; RNA polymerase II complex binding. The record is from RefSeq and is a predicted model, not a curated record. The transcript is spliced from 2 exons. Gene Ontology annotation, biological process: transcription elongation by RNA polymerase II. NCBI's taxonomy places the organism in Eukaryota, Fungi, Ascomycota, Sordariomycetes, Sordariales, Sordariaceae. Gene Ontology annotation, cellular component: Cdc73/Paf1 complex. The coding region runs from base 159 to 1625 and encodes 488 amino acids.